Messenger RNA from Thelazia callipaeda (thelaziosis nematode), 1497 nucleotides. Lineage: Eukaryota; Metazoa; Nematoda; Chromadorea; Rhabditida; Thelaziidae. The record is from the annotation of a GenBank genome assembly.
AUGCAGAAGAGCACUUGCGUAGAAGAAAAGCAUACAUUUUUUAGAUGUUACUACCAAGGCAUAACUGGAGGUUUAUAUCCAAAUACUACUUGGUAUCAGUUAAUAGGUGAACAUGUUGAGAUUGCUGCAGAAGAAAGAAUUCGUAUUCCAUAUGAUCAAUUUGUUGUACGGUGCUACAACAAAACUAUGCUUGGCAUUGUUAAUAAUCAACCAUUUUACAAUGAUUCUGUAAUUUAUGAACGAGUUUUUGUGACUUUUUCCAAAUAUGUAAUUCUUGAAGAAGAAGAGAGUAAACAGUCAAAGUUUGCUCGAGCAGAUCCGGAAAAACCAUCACUAAGCAUUCUUGUGCUUGAUUCUAUCGCAAGAAACCAGUUUUUACGACAUAUGUCUAAAACCGUUAAUUAUAUGAAGCAGCUCGGUUUUAUUUUUUUAGAAGGAUAUACAAAAGUAGGCGAUAAUUCUGCGGUAAAUUUGCUACCAAUUUUGUCUGGUAAAACGAUAUUACCUCAAGUUGGUGGAGAUGGUAGCGAAGUUUUAGAUCCAAAUAAAGUAAUACCAUUAGAAGAAAUAGAUUUUUUAUGGAAUAUGAUGAAAGACAGGAAGUGUUUAACAAUGGUCAACGAUGACAUCGCUGAUGUAAAUCGUGGAUUAUUCCAUUACCCAGAAAAAACAUUCCAAGGAUAUAAAGUGCCACCAACAGAUUUUUAUUUUCGACCUUUUCACCUUUACAGUACUCGCCAUGAUAUCGUGGCAAAAAGCCUAUGCAUGCGCUCUGGAGAAAUAUGCACUGAAAUGUAUUUGGAUAUAUGGGAGAGAUUUUCAACAAAAUUCAAGGAUUUAUGCCAUUUUUCAUUCAAUUUUCUAACCCGCUUAACACAUGAUAACCCGAACUAUAUCGGAGCUAUUGACCAACGAUUGGUAACAUCACUACAACGUUUGUUCGCAAAUGGCGUGCUAAAUUCAACUGUACUGGUAGUGAUGGGCGAUCACGGGAAUCGUAUUGGUCUAAUUCAGCGAACAUAUAUUGGUCGUAUUGAAGAACGAGCACCUUUGUUUAGCAUUAGAUUACCUGAUGGUUACGUACGUAAGUAUAAACAGGAAACGUGGAAUUUAAAAUUUAACACUAAAAGGUUGACCAGCAACUUUGAUAUUCACCAAACACUCAAGGAUAUAGUUCGAGGCGAAUUUCAAAGAAACAGAUCAUAUUUGGAUCGAAGAGGCAGAGGUACAAGUUUACUAGAUGAAAAAGUAAGCAAGAAUAGGACUUGUGAAGACGCUGGCAUUCCAACAAAUUUUUGCUUAUGUAUGGAGCGAAGGAAUUUGAGCAGACUGAAUAAGAAUUCAAUAGAAUUUAUAACUGUGGUGAAAUUAGCAACAGAUAUAAUUAAAAGUAGUGACUGUUUUGAUGCAAAACAAGUUAAAGUCUUAUCGGCAGGUCUAAAUGUGUAUGCUAUCAAUCAAAUGGUACGACAUGGUUUGCGUGAUCAAAAUGAGUAA